Achroia grisella is the source of this 5114-nucleotide messenger RNA. RefSeq names its product ATP-binding cassette subfamily C member 4-like. Gene Ontology annotation, cellular component: membrane. Lineage: Eukaryota; Metazoa; Arthropoda; Insecta; Lepidoptera; Pyralidae. The coding region runs from base 234 to 4406 and encodes 1390 amino acids. The record is from RefSeq and is a predicted model, not a curated record. The transcript has 25 exons. Gene Ontology annotation, molecular function: ABC-type transporter activity; ATP hydrolysis activity; ATP binding. Gene Ontology annotation, biological process: transmembrane transport.
UCAGUCAAUAGGAGGGAAGGUCAGCGCUCACUACGUAUAUUAUUUGCUUUUAGGCGCUUUGCGCGUGCGCACUCGCCGGCUGCUGUGCUGCACUAGUAUCGCGAGUACGAAUUGUCCAACAAAAAUGUUGAUUUUAACGUCUCUUUGAUUUGAAGUGUAAUUUCAACGAGCUCUAGGACUAAUUCCUGAUUAUAUUUGUUUUUUUUUUAAUUUUUUAAAUUUUAACAUUUAAAAUGGUCAGUGGAAACAAAGAUCCUAGCAAACCGAAUAAAAUACCACCAAAAAAUCGUGAGAAGAAAAGCAACAAUUACCUACGUGCGAAUUUCCUGUCGCGACUAUGGUUCAUCUGGAUGAUGCCGACGUUCUGGCGAGGGUUCAAACGGGACCUCUACGAUUCAGAUCUUACUCGACCCAAAGAGAACCAUCACUCUGAUAAGCUCGGUGACCGUCUUGAAAAGAAAUGGCUGGAAGAAGUCGCGUUAGCAAACAAGCAGGGUAGAAAACCAUCGCUCCUGCGCGCCAUGACUAAAGCAUUCUGGAUGAGUUAUGCACCUUCUGGGAUCAUGUUCUUUAUACAAGCACUACUACUUAAACCGUUUCAACCAGUUGCACUAAGCUUGAUGCUGUGGUACUGGGAGCCUGGUUCGGACAUGCCGUACGAGCAAGCAGUGUACUGCGCUACGGCGGUGAUCCUUAUGUCACUGUUGAUAGCAUUUCUCAACCACCAUGGUACAUACUCAACUCAGCAAUUCGGCAUGAAACUACGUAUAGCGGCUUGUUCACUUAUUUACAGAAAGGUAAUGCGUAUGAGCUCUGGUGCCUUAGCGCAGACUACAGCUGGCCAAGUAGUAAAUCUUCUGUCAAACGAUGUGAAUCGCUUCGACUACGCAUUCAUUUAUACACACUUUAUUUGGUUGCUGCCUCUACAAGUGAUCCUGAUUUGCUACCUCAUCUAUAUUAAAAUCGGGUAUGCAGCUGUUGUGGGAGUCAUCGGUAUCGUGCUGCAAACCAUACCAGUUCAAUCUUAUAUGAGCAAAUUAGCUGCAAGAUUAAGAAUGAAAACAGCCUGCAAAACUGACGAGCGAGUGCGCAUUAUGGACGAAAUCAUCAGUGGAAUGCAGGUUAUAAAAAUGUACGCGUGGGAAAAACCUUUCGAGCAAGUGGUAGCGGUAGCUCGUAAGAAUGAGAUCAACUCUAUUACACAAGCAUCGUAUUUGCGAGGUGUAUACCUCAGUUUCAUGGUGUUCACAGAGCGUCUCACUUUGUACAUCACUCUACUCUCCUACUCUUUAUUCGGCUUCCAAGUUACUGCUGACAUCGUAUUCCCACUGGCUCAAUUCUACAAUACUCUACAAGGAACCCUAUCGAUUAUCAUGUCGAAUGCUGUAUCAUUUUUGGCUGAGGCGCUGAUUUCGAUACAACGCCUCGAAGCGUUUAUGCUGUUGGAUGAAAGAGAAGAUCUACGCGGUGUACCUAGUGUGGAUAUCGCGAAACUUGUUAAAAGCGUGGAAAGUAAAAAGGACAAAAACUUAAGUGAAGUGGAUCUAGUUACCAACACGUUUAAAAAAAUAGACGAAGAGGGUAUAUUCAAUCCAGGUUUUGAUAAUACAGAAAAAGGUUUAAUGAAGCAAACACAUAAUGCCAGACCGAUUAGCCCAGAUGUUGGUAUACUCAUUCAGGAUGUAUAUGCGAGUUGGACUGAGAACGGUCCGGUUACCUUAAAUAAUUUGAGCAUCACCGUACCGAAAGGCAAAUUGUGUGCCAUCAUUGGUUCCGUAGGCUCUGGAAAGAGUUCUGUUCUACAACUUUUAUUAAAUGAAUUGAAAACGACAAGCGGUCGCGUCAGUCUCAGUGGACCAAUAUCCUAUGCUUCUCAAGAACCUUGGCUCUUCGUUACAACUGUUCGACAGAAUAUACUGUUUGGUUUACCUUACGAUGCAAAGAAGUACAAAGAGGUGGUGAAAGUUUGUGCACUGCUUAAAGAUUUCCAACAAUUUCCGCAUGGUGAUCAAACUCUGGUCGGUGAAAGAGGGGCGUCCCUUUCGGGCGGUCAGAGAGCACGUAUAAAUCUCGCCCGAGCGGUUUACAGACAAGCCGACAUUUAUCUGCUGGACGACCCGCUGUCCGCGGUGGACGCUCACGUGGGCCGCCAACUGUUCGACGAAUGCAUAAACGGGUAUCUGCGACACACCACCCGCCUGCUUAUCACACACCAACUGCAUUAUCUCAAGGCAGCCGAUUACAUAGUCAUCAUGAAUAAUGGCGUCGUGGAAGCUAGCGGCACAUAUAAUGAACUUGCGACAUCGGGCAAAGAUUUUGCUAAACUACUAUCGGCAUCUCACGAUGAAAAUGAGGAAAAUAAUGAUGAACUUGUUCCGCCAAUAUCUAGAAGGACAUCGGCCAGAUUAUCAACUACAAGACGGCCAUCUCUGACGGAGUCCACAUGCGAGGUGCCGGCGCAGGAGAUGGAAGAGGAGCAGCGUGAAUCUGGCUCAAUGAGUUGGCGUGUGUACAAUGCAUACUUGAGGGCUGGAGGGCGAACGGGACGGCUGAUAUUCAUGUUCACACUGUUAGUUAUAGGACAGCUGUCUGCGACUCUCUGCGAUUAUUGGGUGACUUUCUGGACAAAUCAGGUCACAAGGAUGAAAGAAAAAGAAACCAACACUACAAGUAAAGAUUAUGACCGCCUGAUCUCAGCACAAAAUACCACAUUCGACGUUUCUACAUAUUUCUCCGGAAUUGAACUCCGAUCUAAUUUGGAUAUUCAUGCAUACAUCGGACCAUUGGAUACAGCACAAUAUUUGUACGUGUACACAGCUCUUAUAAUCUGCUGCAUCUUCUUCAUCACCGCCCGAGCUUUCAUGUUCUUCAAGGUGUGCAUGACAGCCUCCCGUAAUUUACACAACAACAUGUUCCACUCGAUGCUUCGAGGCGUGAUGCGAUUCUUCGAUACCAAUUCUUCAGGUCGGAUACUCAAUAGAUUCUCAAAGGACAUCGGUGCACUUGACGAGCUCCUGCCACGGUUUCUUCUGGAAUGUAUACAAAUAUACUUGGUCAUGUUCAGUAUACUGGCGUUGAAUGCAGCUGCACUUGUGUGGACAUUAUUACCGACUACUAUCAUCCUACUACUUUUCUAUACCAUUCUACAAAUCUACUUAAAGUCUGCUCACUCCAUUAAACGAUUGGAAGGAACUACACGAAGUCCCGUAUUCUCACAUAUGUCUGCAACACUCAACGGCAUCAGCACCAUAAGAUCGGCAGGUGCGCAGAAGAGACUUAUUGAAGAUUUCGACAAAUUUCAGGACAUCCACUCAUCGACGUGGAGCAGUUACCUAUCGAGUGGUGUUACGCUCGGCUUCUGGCUCGAUUUCAUCUGCGUGUUGUACCUGGCUAUAGUCAUCGUCGCCUUCCUCGUUAUUGAUAGCAAAACAAUAUUCUCUGGCAACGUGGGACUAGCGAUAUCGCAGACCUUGAUCCUGACGGGUAUGUUGCAAUUCGGUGUGAGACAGACCGCCGAGGUAAUCUCGCAGAUGACCAGCGUCGAACGCAUUCUGCAGUACACACACAUCGAGAGGGAACCGCAGUGGGAUAAAGGAUCACAAGAAAUACCUAAGGGUUGGCCGUCUAGGGGACGUCUCGAGUUCCGUAACUGCUAUAUGAAAUAUUCACCUGAAGCCUUACCUGUCCUUAAAAAUCUGAACUUAGUUAUUGAAAGCGGUUGGAAGGUUGGUAUAGUGGGCAGGACCGGCGCUGGUAAAUCUUCCCUAAUCUCUUCGCUAUUCCGCCUCGCCAUUGUCGAGGGAGAGGUACUCAUUGACGACGUCGAGACUGGGGCAUUGUCAUUACAGGGAUUGCGAUCCAAGAUAUCAAUAAUACCACAAGAGCCAGUGCUAUUUUCCGCCUCAGUCCGGUACAACCUGGACCCCUUCAACAACUACGACGACCAAGAGCUGUGGCAAGCACUUGAAGCUGUGGACCUAAAAGCGGCAGUGCCAGCACUAGACUUUAAAGUGUCAGAAGGCGGCUCUAACUUCUCAUUAGGACAGCGGCAAUUGGUGUGCCUCGCGAGAGCCAUACUGCGCGGUAACCGCAUACUUGUGCUGGACGAGGCCACGGCCAACGUAGACCCCAAAACUGAUGAAUUUAUCCAAAGAACAAUAAGGAAACGUUUCGCGGACUGCACCGUCCUGACGGUGGCGCACCGACUCAACACUAUCAUGGACUCGGACCGCGUGAUGGUGAUGGACGCAGGGAAACUCGUCGAAUUCGACCAUCCUUAUAAUUUGCUCAACAAACCCGACGGCUACUUUACCAAAAUGGUCAACGAGACCAAUGAGAAAAUGUCAACUCAGCUUUACCAAAUCGCGAAAAACACGUACCUCAACAAUGGCGGCGUGAUAGAGUAGUCUAAGUUAAUUAAGUAUAGUUUAAGUCGUCGUCUUCUCGGUUAGGUCGCUAAACACGAGUGAUAUAACUUCCAAGAGUACAUAUACCUACGGACAAACAGUAGCACACCUGUGUAGAAUGAUAAUCACUUUAUCUCAGUGAAAUAUUGUUUUUUCAUAUUGUAUGUUCCUGUUUAUAACGAAAACAUGGUGAAAUUUGAAUAAAUAAUGAUAAUAUUGAUACUGAUUAUAUUAUAAUCAACUCAACGACAACUACGUAUUGUAAACAGAUAUUAUCUAUUGAUUUCAGUCAGCGUUAUAAUAUGAACUUCAAUGUCGAACGUGAAACUAAUGUAUUCAUAUAUUCUUAAAUUAUUAGAUAAGAUAAAUACAAUAGAUGGGUGAUACCCACAUUAAUUUGUAUUUUUAUAAUUACCAUUACUCUUUAAACCUCAAAUAAGAUUUUUAUUCCAAACCCAACUAGAAAAUGUAUAAAUUAGACGUAUUAAUAAUGUAAGUUAGAAUGAUGAAUUUAUUUAUUUUUUAACGUAUAAUUUGUGUUUCGUCAACUGUUUUCUUUGAAAAUCAGCAGUUUGAUUGCCAUAGAGGUUAUCCUCGGUAAAAUAUAAAUACCUAAACUAUAAGAGCUCUUUUUUUUAUCCUUAUGUUCAGUUACUGGUUGAGGUGACCUUAAUUAUAAAACACGCCAAUAAAUUAAAACAAAAAUAC